Messenger RNA from Bombina bombina (fire-bellied toad), 2478 nucleotides. It is a transcript of the gene CCDC71L, whose product is annotated as coiled-coil domain containing 71 like. The transcript has a single exon. The record is from RefSeq and is a predicted model, not a curated record. NCBI's taxonomy places the organism in Eukaryota, Metazoa, Chordata, Amphibia, Anura, Bombinatoridae. Bases 164 to 799 code for a protein of 211 amino acids.
UUUUCAUCCUCGUAUAGGAACUACCUGCUUUAUAUCAGACGACCAGAAGGGGGUUGGCGGCAGCACUUCAAAUUUGUUUUGGCAGCGGUUAAGUUUUUUUCUUUAAGCCACUUAACUGUCUGCUUCCUGACGUCCUCAGCAGCUGGAAACAAACGGGUGAAGGAUGCAGGAGGACAAAGUUGUCUUUUCCCGGUCUCAUUUGGUCUUUGCAGGCACGAAACCGCUGGAGGAUGCGUUAGAGAUGUUUGUCCCGGAGUCUAAACAUUUUAUGAACUCAGAUACUGAGCUGUGGAACUUCCUCUGCAGUCUCAAGCAAGACUUCUCACCGGUUAUCCUGCGCAGCAAGGACGUUUACGGCUACUCUUCAUGUAGCUCCGUAGUACCGGACCCCAACGCUCUGUCCCGUAAAAAGCCCAAAGAAAUAACUCCGCCGAAGAUACCGAGACAGGAACCUGUCAAGCGUAAGCGGCGACCCGCGAGGUUCAGUACCAAGAAGCGGCGCCAAGUGCGAGCUGGCAGCGCUGGUGUUAGCGAGGAGUCCGGCAGUUGUACCAGCGGAGGUAGCGGCUGCAGCAGCCCCACGCCAUCGGACACCCAAGUGGUCUUCACCAAAGGGAAGACUCUGGAGGAAAUGUGGAAAGCAGCAGCGCCGAAACUGGCAAAGUUCCCCACUAUACGGGUCAGGGAUGUGUCCUGCCCGGCCAAAGUGGCAGCUGCCCGCUUGAGAGCGCAAAGGAUCCUGCGAGUAAACUUGCAGCCCGUAGUGAUGGUCAGACGUUACCCCGUGAUCCUGUCCUGAAACCCGCCCUGCCCCAGCCACCUCUACCGGGACUCCGAGCUCUGUAUGCACUUUCACUGCUGGGCUUUAUGAGCACAUAAACUGGGGGCAACGGCAGAUACAAGUCAACUUGUUUACGUAUUCUUCCACGAUUUCUUGCACUUUACUGUACAGAUGACUACUUCAAACUACGGGUUUUCCCGUUAAUGACUUUAUUUUUUUUUGUUCCAUGCAAAUGUCUGUGUCAGGAGAUGUAUGAUGCUGAAAUGGUGCGGGGCACAGACUUUUCAAGGAGUUGUUGCAAUAAGGGGCCCAAGCACAAAUCACACUUGGGAGUGGAUUUUUGAAUUAUUAUUAAUUGGUGCCACUGAAGUUCCUAUGAUUUAUUUGAGACGUUAUGCAGCGUUUUUAUAGGACUAGUCAUCAAGAAUGUUGGUUUACUCAUCACUAGUCAUCAAGAUAAUGACGUCAGAUUUGGAUUUCACAUUUGACACAGAGAGCUGUGAAGCAAUCGGAUCUGCUUUAUUUAUGCAAAGGAACUUGUGAACCAGAUUUCCCCCUAUCCCGUUUUUUUUUUUUUGCCCUAUGUUUCAUUGGCAACAACUACCUCACCAUUCUGGUGCUCUACACAGUAAAACGAAUCCAAAGACUGAGUUUGUUUAUGUAUCAUUUAACUUUAUUAUGCAUACUUGUGCUAUUUUGCCAAUUAUAUGGUCUAUAAUCUGACGUUAAAUAACUGUGACAGGACAUCUCUGUAAUACAUUUAAACUUGAAAUGGUAAAAUCAUAACCAGUACAAGGAAUAUCCUAAUUUGUUAUUUUGAAUGACAUGUGUUUUUGUUUUGACUUAUGAUUAUUUUCAAGCCCUAAUGAACAAACUUAAGUUGGUUUUUUGUGUGAUUUGCAUAAUAUAUACUAAGUACUGUUCUCAGUGGAACUGGACAUAGUUUUAUUUGAGUAUGCAACUGUAUUAGGGUCAUUGCAUAGUUUAGUGGAACCUUCUGAUGCUUCACAGACUAUUGAUUGACUUUUUAAAUUUGAUAGACGUGGCAUUGAUGCUCCAUAAUGCUUGAGGUACUGCUGAAGGAUAUAGUGAUAUGAUAGACAAUGCCAUUAAUGUCUUGUAAAUGUGCCUUUAUAACAAAGCUACAAUGUGUGGCCCAAAAAUAUUUCUAAUGAACUGUCUAUAGGAUAGAUAAUGGUGCUAGAUCUACUUUGUAGAAUGUUUAGAAUCAGAUAUAGAACACAUACAAUAGUAUAUUUAAAUAGUAUUUUCAUACAUUCAAAUUGUUAUUGUGUACUUUACUUUCAAAUACUGAAGGACUAUAGAUUUGUCUUCAUAUUUUAUACAUAUUACAGAUUGCUGUUUUGGUUCUUACAACAGUGCCUAUAGUAACUACUGUUCCAAUUUAGUGCAGUCAAUGGAUACAGUUCACUGCAACGCAUGUUAUUUUGUUUCCAUCUUUUAUUGGUUACAACAAUUGUAGUAUGCCUUAGUUACUUUUGCUUUAAUCAGGAACAUCGAUAUACAGUUUGUAUUGUUACAAGCAUUUCCACAAUGAAUAGAGUUAGACUAUUGCCAGCUUAGUGGUGAUAAAAUAUUACACCAUAACUAUUUUUACUGUGGGUUUUUUUUAUUUAUUUUUUUAUUUCAUUGUUUAACUUAUUAUGUGUAAAUAAACUGUCUCUAUCUUCAUCAAA